Molecule: messenger RNA, 4111 nt
Organism: Parnassius mnemosyne (clouded apollo)
Lineage: Eukaryota; Metazoa; Arthropoda; Insecta; Lepidoptera; Papilionidae
Source: the annotation of a GenBank genome assembly
AUCCACGAGUAAUUUAGUCUUUGUUGAUCAUCCAGCAACGUCGUCUGCACAAACAAGUUCCUCUGUCUCUUUUGUAUUUAUCAAAUCACUAUACCACCAGGUCAUGUUGCUUGCGAUUUGGUCGGCGGUCAUAUUGGCUGCCGUGGCGCUCUACUUCCGUCAGGUGUACACCAGGUUUAGCAGAUAUGGAGUCAAGCAUUUCAAGCCGAUACCAAUUCUUGGUAACAUGGCUCGCAUUUUAUUACGCAUGAGCCAUUUCUCUGAUGAUACGCAAAUACUUUAUAAUGCUUAUCCUGAAGAGAGGUUUGUAGGAAGAUUUGAAUUUCUGAAUCCUAUGGUGAUGAUCAGGGACAUAGAACUUAUAAAGAAGAUAACGGUGAAGGAUUUCGAACACUUUCUAGAUCAUCGUUCUUUUGUUAACGAGAAUGUUGAUCCUUUCUUUGGACGAAAUCUGUUCUCAUUGAAAGGCGAUGAAUGGAAAGAUAUGCGAUCGACACUAAGCCCUGCAUUCACGAGCUCUAAGAUGCGUUCUAUGGUUCCAUUUAUGGUGGAAGUUGGGGAGCAAAUGAUAAAGUCACUUAAGAAAGAGAUUCAGAAUUCUUCAGGUGAAUAUAUUGACGUGGAGGGUAAGGAUCUGACGACGAGAUAUGCAAACGAUGUCAUCGCUUCCUGUGCUUUUGGACUGAAAGUAGACUCACAUAGCGAUAAAAGCAACAUAUUCUAUAAGAUGGGCAAAAUUGCUGCAACCUUCAAUUUCAAGCAGUUGCUAAAAGUUUUCGCGAUGACUUCUUUUCCUACUGUAACUAAGAUCCUGCGUUUCUCUCUGUUCGAAAAAUCAGAGAAAGAUUUUUUCUGGAACUUGGUGAUGAAUACAAUGAACGAACGUGAAGCUAAGCAAAUUGUCAGACCUGACAUGAUUCAUCUUCUGAUGGAGGCUAAGAAGGGUCGAUUAACUCAUGAAGACAAAAGUGCUAUCGACACCAAUGCUGGAUUCGCAACUGUCGAAGAAUCUUCUGUGGGAAAGAAGAACAUAGAUCGUGUGUGGACUGACAGCGAUAUAGUGGCUCAGGCAGUGUUGUUCUUUAUUGCCGGUUUUGAAACCAUUUCUUCUGCUAUGUCGUUCGCGCUUCACGAAAUAGCUAUGCACCCUGAAGUCCAGCAACGUCUGUACGAAGAGAUCAAGGAAGACAACGAAAAGAACCGUGGAUCUUUAAAUUACAAUUCCAUACAGAAUCUGAACUAUUUGGACAUGGUUGUGUCAGAGGUGCUUCGAAUGUGGUCUCCAGCUGUUGCACUGGAUAGACUUUGUACUAAAGAUUAUAACUUAGAAAAACCAAACAAACAAGCCACGCAAGAUUAUAUAGUUCGUAAAGGCGAAUCGGUUAUGAUUCCCGUGUGGGCGAUUCACCACGAUCCCAAAUACUACCCAGACCCGGAGAAAUUCGAUCCGGAGCGAUUCUCCGAAGAGAACAAACACCUCAUCAGACCAUUUACUUAUGUUCCAUUUGGUCUUGGCCCUAGGAAUUGUAUAGGUGAGUGGUUUUUUUUUUCCUACUUUUUGAGGCUCUUAACUUUAGAGAUAUGCUGCGCCCAUUGUGCCCUAUCUAAGAGGCUUACAUCUGAGGAUUUGUGACUCAAAGCUCAUGAAAUAUCCUAGCGAAAACUGGUGAAGGCUUCGACAGUAUAGUCUGAGCCAUGCCAUGGGCAUCCCCUUGGCAGUCCCUUCAGCGGUGCCAAGUUGACUGUCGGUAUAUCGAAGUGUUGAAGUGCUUGUACAGUAGGGCUACGAUGGCUAUCCGAGUACAGAACCAGAGUACGAAACCUAUCCAAUUGCAGAGAGGUGUAAGACAGGGUGACGUCAUAUCCCCGAAACUCUUCACCGCUGCAUUGGAAGACGUUUUCAAGCUUCUGGACUGGAAAGGAUACGGUAUCAACAUCAAUGGCGAGUACAUCACUCACCUUCGAUUUGCCGACGAUAUAGUCCUUAUGGCAGAAUCGCUGGAGGACCUAAGCACUAUGCUCAAUGACCUCGAUAGUGUUUCCCAACGGAUAGGUCUUAAGAUGAACAUGGACAAAACAAAGAUCAUGUUCAAUGUCCAUGUCACACCUAUGCCGGUAGUUGUUGGGAGCACUAAGCUUGAAGUUGUUGACGAGUAUGUUUACCUGGGACAAAUAGUCCGACUAGGUAAGUCCAACUUCGACCGAGAGGUCAAUCGACGGAUUCAACUCGGCUGGGCAGCGUUCGGGAAGCUACGACACAUCUUCUCGUCAGAUAUACCUCAAAACCUGAAAACGAAAUUGUACAACCAGUGCGUGUUGCCAGUGAUGACUUAUGGAACUGAGACGUGGUCCUUCACUGCUGGCCGUAUGAGGAAGCUCAAGGUCGCUCAGCGAGCUAUGGAGAGGGCUAUGCUCGGAGUUUCUCUGCGUGAUAAACUUAGGAAUGAGGAUAUCCGCAGUAGAACCAGAGUAACCGACAUAGCCCAACGGAUUAGUAAGCUGAAGUGGCAGUGGGCCGGCCAUAUAGCUCGAAGAACCGACAACCGAUGGGGAAGAAAGGUUCUCGAGUGGCAGCCUCGUACCGGUAGGCGAAGUGUAGGGCGUCCCCCCACGAGAUGGAGUGACGACCUGGUAAAACAUGCAGGAAGUCGAUGGAUGCAGGUGGAUCAGGACCGUGCUUUGUGGCAUUCUUUGGGGGAGGCCUAUGUUCAGCAGUGGACUUGUGAAGGGCUGUAAUGAUGAUGAUGAAUUUAUCGAGGAAGAUAACCAUGAUUUCUAGUACUUGCCACGCCAUGGGUCCUGUGGUCAAAUACCAACCUAAGCCGACAUCUAUGCUGACAACUUCUGUUUUUCUUCUAUGACGGUAGUGGAUUUGUCUCAAUCGGUACGAAAGACAGGCAAAUUAACGAGUAUAGUAUCAGACGUAAAGUAACGUUGACUCUACUGCCCGGUUGUUGCUAUAUUGCAGAACUACUGGUUCAACUCGACCGGAUAAUGUUGUUGGGCUUCUUAUGGCGAUUGUAGAGAAAUGGAGAUCCUUUUUAUUGGAAAUGAGGCAUUCCAUCUUAGUCCUCAGGGGUGACAGCGCAUCUGAAUUUUUUUAUUUUUAAUCGAGGAGGAGAAAUGUAGAUGACUGUGGGCCACAGCAUCGUCUUACUAUCAUGUGGACUGUGUGCUCGUUUAUCACCCUUAUUCCAUAAAAAAGCGUAUUUAUCUAAUACUCCUCAUGCUGAAUAUUAAAUACUAGUUUGAUAGAAGUGUAUUGUUUUUAAUAGGUUCAAGAUUUGCGUUAUGCGAGGUGAAGAUAUUGCUGUACCAGCUUCUCCUACACAUGGAGUUGUCUCCUUGCAAGAAGACCUGCAUACCAGUGAAACUCUCCAACGAUACUUUCAACCUUAUCAUACAAGGCGGUCACUGGUUUAAAAUGCGAUGUAGAACACAAUAGAAUAGAUAAGAGUUAGAUUUGUUUAUAUAGAGAACACUAAAAACUUGAAAUAUUAACUUAAACAUAAUAAUGCGAUGGAACUUAUUAUCCGGAUUUUAUAAUGGGUUCUAAAAUACACGAUAAUCUCUAUAAAAUAACUUAAAAUAUUUUUAUUAAGCCAUAUAGUAUGCAACCAAUGACGUGGCAAAUGAAAUGGUCAGUAACUAAACACCUAGUUGCAUUGAACACUCUUUUGAAUUAUAUAUAGAAAUUUAUGUAAUUUUACGUAUUAAAACAAGUGUCUGUUGGAAAUAUCGAAAUAAUUUUUCAUUAAUUUAUCGAUCACUUAAAAAAAAUUCCAAGUUUUCAGAUAAAAAAUACACAGCAUAAAUCGCUGCUGGAAUUGUUUUAUAUCUGUUUGUAAAGUUUUAUCACAAGUUUUGUUUUCAAAGCGUGUAAAUAACCCCUGUGCUGUAUUGCAGUUAUUUAAGUAUUACAGAUCGACAACUCAAUUUUAUUUAUAUGUAUAAAUUUCACAGCACGUUAACAAUCUGAAUUCAAUCCCCACCAGAGCCUUUACAUAAAAUGAUGUAUAUUUUGAACUUUGAAGUUAAAUGCUUACUUUUUACACAACAGUUAUAGUAAGAAUAUUGUAUUUUGUAAAUAUACUGGUUUUAAUAAAGAUGU